AAGCUUGGUAUAAAGUUAAUAGAAAAAUAAAUUUUGUAUUUCUAAAGUAAAUCUUUCUAAAAUGUUAAUCCCUACAUGCGUCAUCAAAUUAAUGGAAUUGAUGUUAGCAAUAGCCUGCCUCACUCUACACAACUACAGCUAUGACUUGACAGAUAUCUCUACUCUGAUGCUCUGUUCCGGAACCUACGUCGGUUACGUCGUUGUACUCUCUGGAGAGAUAGUUGGGGAAAUAAUUAUCGCACCACUGGAUCUCGUCCAAGACAUGUUCUUUGGGAUGGUCGGUGUUGUCUUGUUCUCGAUAAGCGGUGGACUGAUCCUUAGCGCGAGAACAAAGUCCAGCAUUUAUCCCAGAACAGGCAACCACACUAUUGCUCUUGUAACCGGAUCGCUGGCUGUUCUCAACGCGUUGGUGAUGCUGUUCGAUCUGAGCUUGGCGUAUUUGGACAGUGAACAGUUUGACGAUGAAGCUAGUGUUUAAGCUGAAGCGGUGUCGGCGGCGGCGGACGCUUACGUCGACGCCUGGUGGUCAGCCACUGGUGGAGUG
Molecule: messenger RNA, 544 nt
Organism: Maniola jurtina (meadow brown)
Lineage: Eukaryota; Metazoa; Arthropoda; Insecta; Lepidoptera; Nymphalidae
Exons: 4
Coding region: 62-478 (138 amino acids)
Biological process (GO): septate junction assembly
Source: RefSeq, a predicted model, not a curated record